Xyrauchen texanus (razorback sucker) is the source of this 2837-nucleotide messenger RNA. RefSeq names its product arginine/serine-rich protein PNISR-like. Bases 112 to 2529 code for a protein of 805 amino acids. Gene Ontology annotation, cellular component: nuclear speck; presynaptic active zone. Gene Ontology annotation, molecular function: RNA binding. The transcript has 12 exons. The record is from RefSeq and is a predicted model, not a curated record. Lineage: Eukaryota; Metazoa; Chordata; Actinopteri; Cypriniformes; Catostomidae.
GAGAGCUUCUGUUGCUGGUAUUGUUUCCGGGUCAUCAUUCAUCGCCAUUUUACUUGUGAGAAUCUGAAAUCUGAAGAGUUGGCUCCAAGCAUAGGAAACACAAGGUGAGAGAUGUGGGAACAGGGAGGACAGCCCUGGCCACAGUGGCCUCUGGGAUCACAACAGCAGUGGAUGCAGUCCUUUCAGCAUCAGCAAGAUCCAGGUCAAGUUGACUGGGCUGCUUUAGCACAAGCAUGGAUUGCGCAGAAGGAAUCCAAUGGAGACCAGCCCAAUGGACAGGAAAUGCAGAACAUGGAGCCUGCACCCCAUAAUAAUCAUGGGGCCUUUCCGGGCGAUCUGAAUUUUGCCAGAGGAUGGCAACCAGAGUGGGGAAUGCAUGGCCAGCCUCCCCCUCUGCCUCCAGAACAAAUGUGGAUUCCAUCUGGGCAAGGACCAAUGGAUGUCAUCAACCCGUCAGAGGACAGUAACAGUCAGGAUAGUUUGGAAUUUCCUGGAGACCCACACCAUGGGGGCUUUCCUCAAAAUAGUCAUGGCUUUGGGGGCCAGCCUGAACCUUACCCUAUUGGCCCAGUUAUUGUCAAUCAGUUUGAUUAUCAGCAUGGAGCAGCGCCUACAGGGACAGCAUAUGGACCGCCCUCCUCUGGGUUUCACACACCUUACUGGGCUGAGGGUCCUCAAAACAGAAGAGACCGGCUCCCUGGCUUCAGACCAGAACGCCCCAGAUCCCCUAACCAGUUGGGACUAAAACCAGAGACGCCUACUCUUGAUGCUGUUAAAAGAAGGACAUUGCCUGCUUGGAUUCGAGAAGGCCUUGAAAAGAUGGACCGUGACAAGCAGAGAAAGUUGGAGAGGGAGAGGAUUGAGAAGGAACGAGUUGAAUUGUCAAAUGAUGAAAUGGAUAGCGAUGUGGUAGAGGAAGAAGGUGAUGAGCCUCGGUUGCCACGCAAGAGCAAAUUUGACAGUGAUGAUGAGGAUGGUGAAGAUGAUGUUGCCGGAGAAGAAGUAUUUGGGAGGAGGCAGGAAUUUAGUGGCAGAGCAUCUCCUGUUCAAGAGGACCAGAAUGAACCAGAGAUGACGGAAGAGGAGAAAGAAUUUCAGCUGAUGCUGAUGACUAAAACCCUUCUCACUGAAGUUCUCCUUGAAGUCACAAAUGAAGAAAUCCUCCUAGUAGCCAAAGAGACCCAUCACAAAGCCACAAAAGCUCCUGCAAAACAGCUGGCACAGUCAAGUGCACUGGCUUCUCUGACCGGCCUCGGCGGGCUGGGUGAUUACGGAUCUGAUGAGAGUGAGGAUGAGGAGCGAAGCGCAAAGGGGUCUGACUCAUCGGACACGGACGAUGAAGAGCUCCUGCACCGAAUUCGGCUGAAGCAGGACGCCUUCCGUCGCAAAGAGAGGGAGCUACUGCAGCAACAGGAGAGGCUGGCACUGGAGGGACAGGCUGAAAAAGAAGAUUUGGCAUCAGACCGAUUGAGCAGAGAAAGGGCAAGUUAUGAGGAGGAGCAGUUAGAUUCCAAACACAAACAGGAAGUUAGGGAAAGGGAGGCAGAGCCUACAAUAGAGCGACGCAGGUCGCGUAGUGAGCCAGAGGUCAAUGAGGUCAAGCGGGCAGUUUUGAGCAAAGAGCAUACAGUACGUAACGGAGGAAGUGCCAGCCCCUCACAAAGUGAGCGACGUAGUCGAAGCUCCAGUUCCAGCUCUUCCAGCAGCCGGUCCUCUUCAUCCUCCUCAUCCUCAGCCUCCUCUCGCAGCUCCUCCCGCUCCUCCUCACCUCGAAGAAAGAGGCGACGCAGCCGCUCUGCCUCAUAUGGUGCUCGCAGACGCAGCCGAAGUUGCAGCUCUCGCAGACAUCAAUCUGAACGUGACAAACUCAAAGACCGGAGGCGGAGCAGCCGCGAUGGCAGCAUGGAUCGUUCCUCUCAUCACAGGAAGCGCAGUCGCUCACGACAGCGCAGAUCUAGCCGGGGCCACAGGAGCAGGUCCAAAGAACGCCCCAAAGCUAGCCGCAGCCAAGAGAGGCGGCGCAGCAGGGAACGCAGGCGCAGCCAGAGUCGCAGUACUAGCCGCAACAGGCGGAAACAAAAAGUCCCCAGUAAGGACAGGGACAGGGACAGAAGGAAAGAGAGGAGCCGGAGCCAUGAAAAGGAUAAGAAGAAAGAGAGAGAAUUAGAUAAGAAGAAAGACAAACAGAAGGGCAAGGAGAAAGAGAUGGUGGUAAGAGAGGAAGACAAUGGCAAAUCAAAGAGGAGGGAGCGUGAGAACACAAACUCUCACAGUGAGCGUUUCUCCCGGCAAGACAGCAAAUCUAGCAAGAAAGGCUCUGCAAAAUCUAGCAAGAAAAACUCUGAAUCUGAUUCCAGCAGGAGUAGGUCCCCUUCCCCUGAGAUUAGCAAAGAAAAGAAGUCUAAAAAAUCUAAAUUUAGUCGAUCUAGGUCAACGGAAAGAUCUCACAAGUCUGGUAAGAAGGCAAGCCGCAAACACAAGUCUAAGUCUCGAUCAAGGUCCACAUCUCCCAGCCGACGCAAGCGCUGAGGGGUGUUCAGCCUCUGAUUUGUGCACUUUUAAAAUUCCAUGAGUUAACAGGCUUGUCUCAUUAUCGAGGCAACGUUGUAGGUGAACUCUCCACUCCAAACCCCCUCACUCCCCCCCAUUUUGUAAAUACAUGGUAUUUUUAAGUGUUCUCUUCAAAACAGGACAUUUUGAAUGAUAGAUUUUUGCCUUGUAUCAUGCAAAACUAUGCGUUCAAGUAGUCAAUAGAAUCUUGAAACUGUAACCUUUUAAAGCUCAACACAUGAGGAAAUAAAAUCUUGUUUAAUGUAAAUUGUCCAAUAAAACAAUGA